Messenger RNA from Rhincodon typus (whale shark), 1414 nucleotides. RefSeq names its product probable G-protein coupled receptor 25. The transcript has a single exon. Gene Ontology annotation, cellular component: membrane. The record is from RefSeq and is a predicted model, not a curated record. Lineage: Eukaryota; Metazoa; Chordata; Chondrichthyes; Orectolobiformes; Rhincodontidae. Gene Ontology annotation, biological process: immune response; G protein-coupled receptor signaling pathway. Gene Ontology annotation, molecular function: G protein-coupled receptor activity. Bases 8 to 1105 code for a protein of 365 amino acids.
AACCGAAAUGUUCACUAAAGUUGGAGUCACCGAGCAGCACGGCUACAUAUUUUCUGAGUAUGCUCCCUAUUCGGAGUACGACGAUUAUGUGGAUGACACAGAUGGAAGAAUCUGUCCUCCUCAGAAUUUACAUUUCCUUAACAUCGCAAUCUCAAUUCUCUACUACCUGAUCUUCAUCGUUGGGUCGUUGGGGAAUAUAUUUGUUAUCAUAGUAAUGAUCUGCAAAGAGAGGAGGAGGAAGAGACUGGUAGAUACUUUUGUGAUUAAUUUGGCCUUUGCAGAUCUAAUCUUUGUCUUCACCUUGCCAUUCUGGGCAGCCUCAGCCAGCAGCGACCAUCAGUGGAACUUUGGCAGCGCCUUCUGCAAGAUCAGCAGCUAUAUUGUUGCUGUGAACAGGUAUUCCAGCAUCUUCUUCCUUACCUGUAUGAGUAUUGACCGAUAUCUAGCCAUCGUGAAACUACGGGACUUCAAGCACAUCAGAACCCAGAAAUACGCCGUGACCAUUAGUUUAAUGAUCUGGGUCUCUUCCCUGCUUCUCGCCAUACCUUCCGCCUACUUUCGAAAACCUGACCAAUUGAACGUGACCCAGUGCAGGGAGGACACGGAUUCCCCCUUCCUCCGAAUAUUCAAUCUGACCGCUGUCAGCCUGACCUUUGUCCUGCCCGUUAUCAUUAUCCUGUUCUGCUACUGCUCCAUCCUUGUCAAGCUCCGGCAUCAUUAUGGCCACAGCACGAAAGCCAUCCAGAGACGGGAAAACUCUCUAAAAAUCGUCUUCGCCAUCGUGUCGGCUUUUGUUUUGUCCUGGUUGCCUUUUAAUGUGUUCAAAACGAUCGCUCUGUAUUUGCAGUUCCACAACACCGACCUGUCCUGCUGGACAGUAGUGAGCCGAGGUUUGGCCAUUGCUUCGUGCAUUGCUUUCAUUAAUAGCUGCGUGAACCCGAUCAUUUAUGCAUUUUUAGACCGGAAUUUCAGGCAGAGAACUGGCUGGCUCACUUCUUAUGUUUUUGCCAGUCUGGGCAAGAGAAGCGGUAGCUUUGGGUCUGGGUCAACACCUUCAGAGAGCAGCACAGUGCUUAGAAUACAGAGUCUUCUGUCCCAACAGUGAAUGUUAUCUGUACACAAAUUUCUUUUUUUAAGAAAGGUGCCAGACAAGCUGGUAUUGCUGAUUAAAUCUGUCUACAGCUAAAAUGUAAAGGGCUCUUCUUCGAAAAGGGAUUUUUGCAAGCUUCUUAUACAAAUGUAUCUGAAAAUUGGGGAGGUUGAGCACAGCUCUGAUCGACACAAAGAGCAAAUAUGUUGCAUUGAAUAGUUGACUUGAGUUUGUACUUUCACCGAGUGUCAAACGUCUAGAUCAGCUUGCUCUGUCGUCAUUGAAAAGCAAUGCAUGUUUCUUACCAUGUAACCAAAGUAUUUG